Hydractinia symbiolongicarpus is the source of this 1626-nucleotide messenger RNA. RefSeq lists its product as uncharacterized. Bases 1 to 1626 code for a protein of 541 amino acids. The transcript has 5 exons. The record is from RefSeq and is a predicted model, not a curated record. Lineage: Eukaryota; Metazoa; Cnidaria; Hydrozoa; Anthoathecata; Hydractiniidae.
AUGACAAAAAAGUAUCUAAAACUCAACAACUUGAUAGCUGUUCCCUUCGACAAGGGCAUCGGCAUUUGUGUUAUGAAAGUUGAAAGUUAUAACAACAAAAUGAACGACAUCAUUGGUUUACCCCAAUUUAAUAAACUUACAUCUAAAAGGAAAAAUGAGAAGAACCCUGUGUUCAAAGAAGAAGAAAGAAUUACAUCUGUCCUGAAAGAGUUAAAAGUGAAAGGAAAAAUCAGUGAACAGCUUUAUGAUAAACUAAAGCCAAUAGGAAGUCAACCACCUAGAAUCUACGGACUUGCUAAAGUACACAAAAAUAACACACCAAUGAGACCAGUUUUAUCGAUGCCAGGUUCUCCAUAUUUCAAACUAGCAAACCAGGUAGCAAAGUGGCUGUCAGUAGUAGAUGAAUGCAACAUCAAUUCUUCCACGAAACAAAUAUCCGAUCUAAUUACACAUCUCCAACUUGCAGAAAAUGAGGAACUUGUGAGUUUUGACGUCACAUCCCUAUAUACAAAUGUACCACUGAACGAAGCAAUUGAUGAUUGUACCAGUCUUUUAUAUUCUGGAAAAUACGAAAAACCUCCAGUAGAUCGAGAAACUUUUCAUAAAUUAACCUUACUAUGUAGUAGCAAUGUAGUUAUGUCGACUCAUGAUGGAUAUUACCAACAAGUCCAUGGAUUGGCAAUGGGGAGCCCACCAGCUCCAAUGCUUGCUAAUGGUUGGCUCAGUAAAUUUGACGAUAUUAUCAAGGGAGAUGCAGAUUUAUUCGCGAGAUAUAUGGACGAUAUUAUCAGAAAUAUCAACAAAGAUAAGAUCCAGGAAAAGUUGAAUGAGAUUAAUAAUAUUCACCCAUCACUAAAGUUUACUAUCGAGCGUGAAAACAAUGGAGAAAUUGCAUUUCUAGACAUGUCUAUAAAAAGAACACACGGAAACCUUGUCUCAAAGUGGUAUACAAAACCAACUGACACUGGUUUAACACUAAAUUUCCACGCCCUUGCACCAAAACAAUACAAGAGAUCGGUUGUGUCUGGACUUUAUCGUGGUAAAGUUUCGGAUAAUUUCAAACGAACGCUUAACAACAUCAAAGCUCCGUGCAGAAUUAUAUUCACGCUGAAUAAACUGAAAAGCUGUCUACCAUCACUAAAGCCAACAGUCGAAAAAUCUUUGAAAAGUGGCGUAGUAUAUAAAUUUUCAUGUCCAAGAUGUUCGUCUUGCUAUGUCGGUCAAACAAGCCGUCAUUUGAUAUGUCGUUUCAAAGAACAUCGACGAAAUGGCCCGGUUGGGGAUCAUUGGAAAGAAUGCGAACGUGAAUUGUCGAUUGAUGACGUAACGAUCUUGUGCUCAAACUCAAAAUCAACGUAUCAUUUAAUGACUUUAGAGGCUCUUUUCAUCAAUCAAUUGAAACCAUCUUUGAAUACAAAGGAUGAAUAUAGAUUCAGGCCGCUGCUUUUUUCUGAUUUGUGUACAGUGUAUGAUGCUAUGUAUGAUAUGCUUGUGUUUUUAUGCACUUUGUUACCAUUAGGGUGUAAAAAAAUACGGAACUUAUUACUGCGAGUUUGUAUAAAAAUCGUGCUAAUCAAUUUACAAUGGCACAAAAAUGUAGAAUUGUGUACUCUCUCUCCUCCUUAA